Messenger RNA from Rattus rattus (black rat), 1006 nucleotides. RefSeq names its product natural cytotoxicity triggering receptor 1. The record is from RefSeq and is a predicted model, not a curated record. Lineage: Eukaryota; Metazoa; Chordata; Mammalia; Rodentia; Muridae. The transcript has 7 exons. The coding region runs from base 1 to 978 and encodes 325 amino acids.
AUGCUGCCAACAUUCACUGCCCUGCUCUGCCUUGGUCUAUGUCUGAGCCAAAGGAUCAACACUGAAAAACAGACUCUCCCAAAACCCAUCAUCUGGGCCAAACCUAGUAUCAUGGUCACAAAAGGAAACUCGGUGAACAUCUGGUGUCAGGGGGCUCAGAGUGCUUCUGAGUAUCAACUGUACUUUGAAGGAAGCUUUUUUGCCUUGGAGAGACCAAAGCCAUCGAGAUCGAUGAAUAAAGUCAAGUUCUUCAUUUCACAAAUGACCUCACAUACUGCAGGGAUCUACACCUGCUUCUAUCAGAGUGGAGAGCUCUGGUCAGAGUCAAGCAACCCCCUGAAACUGGUGGUAACUGGUCUGUAUGACACACCCACCCUCUGGGUUCACCCAGGGCCUGAGGUAACCUUGGGGGAGAAUGUUACCUUCUCUUGCCAUCUGAAGACUGCAACAAGCAAAUUCUUUCUGCUCAAGGAGAGAGGAUCCAACCAUAUCCAGCAUAAAUAUGGGAACAUCCAAGCAGAGUUCCCCAUGGGCCCUGUGACUAGAGCUCACAGAGGGACAUACAGAUGUUUUGGCUCUUACAACGACUAUGCAUGGUCUUUUCCCAGUGAGCCUGUGACACUACUCAUCACAGGAGAUGUUGAAAACACCAGCCUUGCACCCACAGACCCUAUUUCAACUCUUGAUUAUUGGGAGUUUGACCUUUCAACCAAAGAAUCAGGAUUGCAGAAGGACUCUGCCUUCUGGGAUCACACAGCCCAGAAUCUCAUUCGGAUUGGCCUGGCAUGCAUAAUCGUGAUGGCUCUAGUAUGGCUUUUGGCUGAAGACUGGCUCAGCAGGAGGAAGGAUCAUGAGAAGGCCAAUAGAUUAACAAGUUGGGAAUGCAGGGGAAGACGGAGAAUGCAUCGUUACCAUGAAGAGGAGCAAAGAGAUGCAAUAUCUAUGAGGGAACUGAAGGCAACUCCCGAGGAUAUGUGAGCUCCAUGUUACCCCCUGGAGGAAGAAA